UUACUAAGAGUUACUGAAGAAUUAUUAAGAGUUACUGAAGAAUUAUUAAGAGUUACUGAAGAGUUACGAAAAAGUUAUUUAAGAGCUGCUAAAGAGUUACUAAGAGUUACUGAAGUGUUACGAAGAGUUACUGAAGAGUUACUAAAUGUUACUAAGAAUUACUCAAAAGUUACUAAAGAGUUACUAAGAGUUACAUUUACUGAAGAGUUACUAAAGAGUUACAGAAGAGUUACUAAAACUGACUAA
Molecule: messenger RNA, 246 nt
Organism: Sphenostylis stenocarpa
Lineage: Eukaryota; Viridiplantae; Streptophyta; Magnoliopsida; Fabales; Fabaceae
Source: the annotation of a GenBank genome assembly